Symbiodinium natans is the source of this 1842-nucleotide messenger RNA. The record is from the annotation of a GenBank genome assembly. Lineage: Eukaryota; Dinophyceae; Suessiales; Symbiodiniaceae.
AUGGGCCGCACUUGCGCCGACAGACCCUUAGAUGGCACUGCCGUCAGCUACAACAAGGCCAUCACCGCGCAGGGGAAGAAGCAGCGAUGGGAGGCGGCAUUGGGACUCCUUGCCACAGCCAAGCAGCGGGCGCUGGCCGACGUGGUCACAUACACAGCAGCGCUCAGCGCAUGCAUUCGCGGCAGCAGCUGGGAGAAAGCCCUGGACAUCUGGGAUGAUGUAAAGCAAGACCGGCGGCUGGAGGCCGACAUCCAGACCUACAACGCGGCCCUGGGUGCUUUUGAGAAGUUUUUGGGAUGGCAGGAGUGUCUGGCGCUGCUGCGGGAGGCGGGCGAGGUUGAUCUCCGCCCCACGGGGGCGACCUUCUGCACCUGCCUGGGGGUCUGUGGGAAGGCCUCCCAGUGGCAGCUGGCCCUGGCAAUCCUGGGGGAGGCGCAGAGCACGGGCGUCGGCCAUCAGCAGGAACUGUGUGACGUGCGGACGUACAACGCAGCGCUGAGCGCCUUGGAUCGGGCCUCCCAGUGGGAGCAGGGCUUGUUGCUGUUUGCGCAGGUUCGGCUGAGGCAGGUGCAGCCCAGUGUCGUGAGCUUCAGCACUUUAGUCAGCGCCUGUGGGCGUGUGAGUGCGUGGCAGCGGGCUCUUUGCUGCCUGCGGGAAGCUCUUGUGGCUGCGCUGCAGAUCAAUACCAUCACCUUGAACUCCGCCAUCAGCGCAUGCGAAAAGGCUGGUCAGUGGCAAGCAGCUCUCCACCUCUUGGAGAGCCUUGGUGCUUUGCGGCUCCAGUCGACGGUCGUUUCCUGGAGCGCGGCCGUGAGCGCCUGCGAGAAAGCGGGCCAGUGGCAGGCGGCGUUGGCUUUGCUCCAAGUCGCAGGCCCCUCCCUGACCAACGCCAUCACGUACAACGCGGCGAUCAGUGCCUGCGCGGCUGAGGGCAUGUGGGAGAGGGCCCUGCAGCUGCUGAAGGACAUCCAAGCGCGGAUGCUACGCCCGACGGAGGUCACAUACGCUGCAGCGAUCAGCGCAUGUGAGGCUUCGGCGGAGUGGUAUCAGGCUCUGUCCCUCUUGAAGGACAUGAAUUCGAAGCAUCUCCCCCCGAGCUGUAUCGCUUGCAAUUCCGCCAUCAGCACCUGCGCCCGAGCAACUGAAUGGCAGCAAGCACUGCAGCUACUGGCUUGCAUGGACGGCAUGCACCUGUGCCCGGACGUGACCAGCUACAAUGCAGCCAUCAGCGCCUGCGACAGGGCCAUGGAUUGGCCGCGCGCCCUCUCACUUCUAGGCGAGUUGGAUGCCCGGUCACUCGAGGCCACGGUCGUCACCCUUGGCGCCUGCAUCAGUGCCUGUGAGGAGGCCUCCAAGUGGCAGUCGGCGCUCUCCCUCCUCGCCUCCCUUCCGAGGCGGCGGCUGCGACCCAACACCAUCACCCUCAAUGCGGCUCUGGCGGCCUGCGGCCGCGCGGCACAGUGGCUCGCAGCCCUUGAGCUCCUGUCCUGGUCCAGGGAGGCGGCAGUGGAGCUGGAUCAGAUCAGCUACAGCGCCGCAGUUGCUGGCUGCCAAGAGGGGGGGGUAUGGGAGUGGGCCCUUUGCUUGCUGUGGCAGGCAUCUACUUUAUCCCACCGUCCCGAUGCAACAACGUUCGGCCUGGCGCUGCGCGCGGGGGAGGAUGCCGAGCAGCACCCAGUCGUCUUGGCCCUCCUGGGGGAGGUACGGGCCUUCUUUGGCGAGCUGGCGCCCUUCCGCCCGCCGGGGGAAGAAGAAAAAGACGUGGCGCAAGUCCUCACAGCAAUGGUUUUGCCGGCAGCUGCUUCUGACUUUGGGAAGAUUAGCUUUGACAGGGGCCUCUAG